Messenger RNA from Aspergillus ruber CBS 135680, 357 nucleotides. RefSeq lists its product as uncharacterized. The record is from RefSeq and is a predicted model, not a curated record. NCBI's taxonomy places the organism in Eukaryota, Fungi, Ascomycota, Eurotiomycetes, Eurotiales, Aspergillaceae. The coding region runs from base 1 to 357 and encodes 118 amino acids. The transcript is spliced from 3 exons.
AUGGCAUCAUCACGUCGACUCAAAGUUUUCACAUGGUUCUCGCUGGCGGGCGGCAAAUCAAGGGCUUAUCUUUUGGCGUUGACAACUAUGGAAGUGCUACUGAAAUCGGUCGUCAAAGGGGCAGCAGUGGCGACAGCGAGAAGGACAGGAUUACCUGGUAAUGACUGCUCUGGAUACAUGACGGUGUCCUUUGGGAGGGCUCAGCUGCAAAGGCAAACAUUUGUUUGUUUGGCCGAAUCUGAAGCUGAAAACUUUCCUGGUCGGGCCUUGGAUGCGCGAAUUGUUCAUAUUGUUCUGUCCAGACCAUAUCCCUGGAUCAUUGGAACCAUGUACGGAGUACAGGCUAUCGGAUAUUGA